Messenger RNA from Phascolarctos cinereus (koala), 11836 nucleotides. Its product is annotated as KIAA1671 ortholog. The record is from RefSeq and is a predicted model, not a curated record. NCBI's taxonomy places the organism in Eukaryota, Metazoa, Chordata, Mammalia, Diprotodontia, Phascolarctidae.
GCCCGUGGCGAAAGGGCUGCAGGUGGAGGGCGGGCGAUGGCGGUGCCCAGGGCCAGGGGCGAGCGAGGCGCGGGCGGCGGCGGCGGCGGCGGCUGUGGAGCCCACGGACCCGGGCGGCUGAGCCUGCUGUAAUGUAGACAGAUGGCCCGGUCCCUGCCCUGUCUCCCGUCUGCAGUGGGAGUGAGGAGAUGCCCCCGUUCACAAUGAGAAGGGACACCCAGACCCUGUCUCUACUGGCUCAAUCAGUAAGCUGAUCCACAAGUGUUUUAUUAGGCACCUGCUGUGUGCCAGGGACUUCAGAUACAAGAACGAAGAAUGAAAUACUCCCAUCUCUUAAGGAACUUACAGUCUAAUGGAAGAGACAACAAGGAGCUGAGUUCAUUUUCAUGAAUGGUCGCUGCUUUGUUUUGGAAUGUCUUAACACAGAUGGCUCUGUGAGGAUGACCAUGGCCACGAGGGUAGAGGUCAGCCCACUAGCAUCUCUAGCACCUGUUCCCAACUUAAAUGAGAUCGCUGAGGAAGACAAACUGCAGACGACCUGUUAUCACCUUGUCGGCAAAGCCCCGGCCUCUCCUCCGGCGAUGGUGUUGGCAGGGCCGCGGAAUCUUGGGACUCCGUCGAGAGCACUCCCUGUGCCCCGGCUUUCCCCCAAACCGUUUUCUAAGGAGAACCCUUUGGAUAUGUUUGCAAAUGUGAAAUCUCCCAUCACAUCUGUCAAGCCCGGCAUUUCAAUAACCAGGCCGCUCACAUCUAACAAGCUUGAGGACUCAUCCACCACUAAGGCCUCGGAUGAAAACAUGCCUUCCUUGGUUGAACCAAAAAUGGAUGAGGGGGGAGGCAUGAGCUCAAAUGUAAUAAAGCCCUGUAAUAAAGCCCUGCCCCAGACGACGCACAGCCAAAACACCAUCAUUCUGUUUGAAACGGCUGGCCCUCCCAAGGCCAAGGCAGACCCCACCUCUGGAAAGUGGACAGGUGAGGAGCAAAGCACAGACAGUGUGACCCAGCUUCAAGGACAGCUACCCAGCUCCAAGACUGAGACUUUGGUCAAACCUGCAUUACCACCUCGGAAACCUGUGGGGGCCCAACAGAGGCAGGUGUCUUUGUGUUCUGACGAAAGGCUGGCUCUGUUGAAAUCUUGGGAGAAGGGGGAGGAAGAGGAGCCCCUGGCAUCCCCUGGCAUCAAGAAUGAAGGGGAUCACCCAUCCUUAGAGGCCCGGCCGAGGGGCAAGCGGAGGCCUGUCUCAGCCAUCUUCAUCGAGUCUCUCCAACAUCCAAAGCCCAGCCCUCUAGAAACCCCUGCAGGGAAGGUGCCCCCUCCUCCUCCGGAGAAGUCGUGGGUCCGGAAGCCUCGGCCCUUGUCUGUGGAUCUCACGGCCAGGUUUGAAAAUAAGGACGUCCUGUCCAAGAAGGCGGGCAGUCCCGUGGAGGCGAGCAAGGAGAAAGGGCUGGGUAUGGGUUCCAGUGACAGAGGGAAUGGAGAAGAAAGGUCAGAGCCAUUGGACAGGGCCACGCCCUUGAAGCCUACCUUGAGAUUAAAGGAGCAGGCUUUGGAUGUCCCAGAUUUGAAAAACAAAGUUAAGGAACAGAAUCAGAAAAUUGUCUUUAAGUCGAUGGAGGCCUGUUCCCCUGAAACAUCUACGGACCUACCUGAGGCCUCGGUCAGAAAAGGGUGGAACUCCCUGGAAGAAAAGCCCAAACAGGAGAGGGACCCAGAUCACAAGGAGGCUGAAGGACCAGUUUCUUUGCUUAGAGCAGAAAAAAGUCCAGGACUUGCAGAGGGAAAAAACCGAGCAGCUGAAGGGAAUGGGAGGGUGACCGAAAGGGCCAGCCCUGGAGGGGGAGAGUGGGUCUCCAGGGGGAGCGUCAAGAAGCGUGUCAGUCUGUUUGGCUCAGAAAGCUUCUCAUCUCAGUCGAGCACUGAGGCUCCCGCUGCAGCUCCUGAGAAGGAGAAAGGCAGUGUGAAAGUCCAGGACCGAAUCAAAGAGUGGAUGGUGGAGAGCCCCGAGGCACCCCAGGAGAGCAGAAGGAAGUCCUUCCAGUCGAGGCCGCUGUCUGCCGACUUGACCAAAAUGUUCACAAGGCCAGCUUUGGAGAGUGAAUCAAGACCCGAUAAGGGCCCGGCACCGAGCGGUGAGCUUCCUCAAGAAAGUGUUCUCCAGGAAAAGAAAAGAGAAGGGCACGUUUUUCUCAGAACUGAUUUGAAUGGAGCAUCUGCUGGGAGAAACCAGUGGAAACCUGUGAAGCCGUGUGAGAAAACCAGACAAUUUGAACGGAAAUUGAGCUCCGGCAAUGAGACAGACAGCUCUCUCUUCCCAAAAGAGGAUUCCACCGUGGCGCCCCGUCAGCUUGAAGCCCAGUCCCCACCCACCAUGGCUGAAGACGAUGGGGACUUUCAGACUGUCUGGGCAACUGUGUUUCAAUCCAACGUGAUGAGAUACCCCAUGGCUGACUGUCCCUUCCUGACAUCCGCCAGUGACUCAGCCAGAAAAUUCUGCGAGUCACCUGGCCUAGGAGCAGAGAAAACAUCUUGGAUAGGGAAGGUGAAUGUCAGAACUGAGAAUUCAAAAUGGGCUGAGAAAUUCAGUGCAGAGAAACACUGGAGUAGUGUCCUGCUGGAUGAAGAGAAAAGCCCAAUUAAUGCCGCCCUCUUGGAAAAACGUCCUGGGGGUGAGAGAUGGAAUGUCUCCUCUGCAAAGCCAACGGGAAAUAGUCUCUCUCAUCAAGGAAUUGAGCCAAGAUAUGACAUUGUACAUAUGACUGGCGAAAGGAUCCUUAGUGAGGCUGUGGUGACUGCCCCCGAGGAGCUGGCGAUGAUGCUUAGAACUAACAAGCAGUGGUCUUCUCAGAAGCAGGGCUCUCGGAGUGAAGGUCUGAACAUGAAGCAGCAGGCUAGGCCAGACAUGAAAACGGGGCCCUCCCAAGUCUCUAGUCUGGUUGCAGAAGCCCGAGAAAGGCUGGAAACAGCUACCCCUAAGCCUGAAUUUCACGAACCCAAGGGUGUGUUGGGUGGGAGCUCGCUGCCGCCCAAGAAAAUAGUGGAGAAGCCCUAUUUGGUAAACCAGGACAAGGCUCUUGGGAUCUCAGGCGAUGAAAAGCCUUCUAGGUUGUCCUCCCGGCAGAUUGCCAGGGAAAAGGAAAGUCCGAGCCAUGUUUUUGAGACCGUCGUGGUCAGAGCAGCCCGUGUAGAUCCCUAUAAUGUACAUCCAGGGGUGAGUUCAGUGGAAAUGAACAGGCUUGGCUCUCAAAGUCCAGUGGAAGGAAGGAGCCAGUUUCAUGAUUAUUUAGAUAACUCACAUCCCAGGGCCAUGGCUAAAGAAGAAUCCUUUGACUUGAGAUCAAGAAAACACUUAGGUUCAAGGUCCAUGAGAAAAGAACCUCUGGUAAUGGGUGAAGAAAGGGAAUGGAACCAGUCCCCGACUCUGGAGCCAGAAGCCAAAGUCAGGAAGUCGGGUGGCAUGGGAGUUGUAGAAAGAUGGCGCCGGAGGACACUGCCUCAUGAUGUGAAAUUUGACGAAUUCAUCUCAUUUGCCCCAGAGCCAGCCAAAAGGCUUGGGAGACGAGACUCUGUAUCCUCUAGUGACACCCACUUCAAAAAGAGUUGGCAGACCCCAGACAGGCCAGAUUCAAAGGAGUCAAGUCGGAGUAUUCCGCAGGAUGCCAAGGAGACAGUCCCCAAGCCACAGCCACCUCGGGAGCCCAGGGAGACCUAUUUUGCUGUGACAUAUCAGAUCUCUGCAGAUAAAAGAGAAUAUAAUGUGGACAAUUCUGUUUAUGAAAACAGGAAGGUCUCUUCACCAAACAAAGAUGAGCCAGUCAGUGUCCAUAAUUCUAGAAAACUCAGCUUUUUGUCUGAAUCAUCCCCAAACUCUAGGUUAGCUCCUUCAUACCCCAGAGACCCAUCAGAAAACUUUGAUCAGAAAAAUUGGCAGGCCAAAGAGAGGGAAGAGGAAAACCUCAGUUUUUGUAAGAGCCCAAGGCCCAGUGACCAGCCAGUGCUGCCUGGGGAGAGAAGGACGAGGCAUACUGAUGGCAGAGUGAUAGAUGUAGAUGCUUCGUUGGUUAACCAAAGGUUGGGAAAUGUCAGCAUCCCCAGUGAUCCCAAAGAGGAUGGAGGCAAGAGGUCUUCCAGAGCUUCUGAACGUUUUAGAUAUUCAUCAAAGAACAGUGACCUCCCAACAAGAAGGAAGCAGGGGGAUGCCCAUGAAUCACUCAGGGCCAAAGCUGAGGAUGGUUACAGGUCGAGUAUCCUGGACAUAGAUGCCCUCAUGGCUGAAUACAAAGAAGAAUCCAUAAAAGUCAGUGAGCCUAGGGACCAGAAGGACGAGAGAGUACCUGCUAGCCAUGGCGGGUUUCAGGGGGAGAGGCCAGGCACCAGGAGCUCUGCAGAUCACCUUUCCCAGAGGUAUGACUGGAGGGGUCAGAAGGCGCCCCAGGAUCAUAUGGGUUUCAGGAAGUCGGUGAAUCUCCCUGGGCCACAAGGCCACACUGAGGAAUCCAGCUCCAUGAUGUACUCUGGACCUGAAAUAAGCAAGGAGAAGACUGAGUCCCCCACUCAUGAACCGAGUAGACGGAAAGCUCUCAGCACCAAAUUCACCCCUCUUCUCUGGGGCACGCCCCAGUCUGAGCUUUCUGAACAAUACUCGGAUUCACCUUCUGAUGCCGGGAAGAAAAUACCAGCUGAGGAUGAGAAAAAAGAUGUGGCGUCUGCUAACUGGCCGCAAAACACUAAAUGCUGGAGUUACAGAGCUGAGGCAAACACUCCUUUACUUGAUAUUAAAAACAUGGAGGUAAACUUGCCUCCCAAGACUUCCCCUGUUGCUCAAGAUGCCACCUUAUUUGAGGAUGAAGUUUGGGCUCCCCGAAACUCUGUGGAGAAAAGGGAGAAAGUGAGCUCUUUCCAUGGGAGAACUAAAGUCAGGAGGGGAGACUAUGAUUCGGACUUUGGAAAUAUCAAGCGUACUUAUUCAGAAAAGACAGCCCCUGCUGCAGUCCGAGAGAAUCUGUCCCUCAUGCAGGAGGCCCGAGAAAGAAGAAGAGAAUCAUUAAAAGGCCAGAAGAGUUUUGAGAGCAUGAUGGUCUACAGGGAAUUCCCACCCUGGGAAACGAAAGCCAGUGAGGAUAAUAAGGUGCCGCAUGACACCGAAAAAGAGAGGGUCAGAGCCGAUAACAAUAAAUCCCCCCUGCGAGGUUUUACUCCUAUGCCUGUCCCCAGGAGAAGUCAUAGUUUCUGCAAAGACAGGAAGAUUGAGCCUUUCAUGGAUCAGCUCAAACAGUGUUUCUCGAGGCAGCCCCCGGAGGCCAAGGACACGGACACCCUGGUGCAGGAGAGUGAUAGCCAGUAUGGGACCUGGAACGAUCCUCGGCAGAGUGGGGAGAGCUUUGCUCCUGAGACUCCUUCUCCCGACAACAAUGUCACCUCAGCCCGAAAGCAUCCUCCCAGCAGCCGGCUUUCUUCCCUAUCAUCUCAAACGGAGCCUGCCUCCCCCGCUGAUGCUGGCGACUCCUCCAGGGAUCAACGGAGCACGAGCUUGGAUCGCUCCAGCACAGACUUGGAUUCAACCGAUGGGGCCGAAGGAGCGCCCCCUUUGGAUGCCGGCCCUGAGGGGAAGGUGGACGACUUCUCCUUCAUCAAUCAAACCUCGGUCUUGGAUUCCAGCGCCCUGAAGGCCCGCGCCCAGCUCAGUAAGAGGAAUCGGCGCCGGGCUCCCAUCUCCCACUCCCUCAGGAGAAGCCGCGUCACUGAGGCUGAGAACCCAUUCUCCUUGGUGGAGGAGACGGACAGCUCUUGGAUGUUUAAGGACUCCACAGAAGAGAAAUCAAUCAAGAAGGAGUCGUCGGAUGAAGAGGAGAAGCCGUCCAGGUCAGAAAGGACCACGCUUAGCCAGCCCCAGAGGCUCCCCAUCUUCCCAGGCGUGGAUCCUUCUGUGCUCAAGGCUCAGCUUCGGAAGCGGAACGAGUCAGACAGCCCCGGAGAAGUCCAGGCUUCAGCCCAGCUGUCCAAGUCUCCCAAGUCCCCCUUCCAGCCUGGAGUCCUGGGCAGUCGUGUGUUACCCUCCAGUGUGGAGAAGGAGGAGAGGUCAGAGGAAACGUCUCCACAGUGGCUGAAAGAUUUGAAAUCCAAGAAGAGGCAAAGCCAGUAUGAGAAUCAAGCUUGAAAAGGUAAACAAGAAUGCUGAAGUCUCAUUAACAGAAGCCUUAAUUGUCCAAACCUGAAGACAAAAGUUCUGCUGCUGUUUGCUUCCUGCCUCUGCGGUUAGGUGCCUGAUGGGCCAAGAAAGCUGCUUAGUAUAUUCCCAGUCCCAGAAGGGAAGAAACUCUUGUUGGGUCCUACGGGGAAGGAGAGUACCUGGGACAGAACUCGAAGCCUGGGCUGGUCCUCCCCAGUCUCCCCAGGUUGCCCUUCAGGGCCGGGGAGCACGAUCUCUCUGUUCUCUUGUUUUGUUUUGUUUUCAGUGAAAUCCCUCAUGUCCACCACUUCAGAUAUCCUCAGCAGCCUCCGAGACAAACGCAUCCCUUGCACAUCUGCCAGGGAGGGUUGUGUGGAGGCUGGACUUGUCUCUGUGGUCUCUGGGACUAUCUGAAUUGGGAUCGUGCCCACGUCUCUCUUCACCGUGCCGUAAUCCUUGCUGAAAAAAAAAUCGAGUUUCUGUGGGGCAUGAAAGACCGAUGGGUUUCCUGCCAUGCCCGCAGCCCACAGGGUACGCUGCUGAUUCUGUAAUAUAGCGGUUCUUGAUCAAUACUCCCACCAGUUACUUACCCUCAGAGAUCUGCAGGCCUGAUUGUAAAAUGCGUCGAUGAGGUGGAGGUCCGGCCUGGUGGCAGGGAUGUGUCCGAGUUAGCAGUGCUGGACCAACCUCUUCAUUGGAGCGCCAUUUUCUGCUCUUUAGAGGGAGGGGGAGGGGCACAAAGCAAUAAUUCCAUUGAUUCUCUUUCCUAUCUGUAGAUGGGCUUUUUAUGUGAAAAGAAAAGGAAGGCAUGUGUGAUGUGUGGAGCUGGUCUCAUGGCUUCAAACACCUCAGGUUAUUUCCACCCAAUUAUUUUGGUCAUUGUCUCUGUAAAUACCCAUAUCUUUUUCUUCCUUCCCCUCUGCUCUGAUUUCGGUGGGUUAACCGAUCUCCCUGGAGUCUCUGGGCUUCUUAAGAGGAAAUGUGGCCCAUUGUGUUACUGACCGGAACCUUAGCCACACAGGCCCCAGGGUAGCGAGCGGGAUGGACCUUGGCUGCCUGGGAUUCUCCUCUUUCUGGAGCCAUUUCUGUAGUCAGCAUGCCUAGAGAUUCCGUAUUCAGUUGUAUUUUUUGAUUUCUUCUUUUUUUUGUUAUUGUUGUUCUGCCCUGUCUAUAAAAAAAAGUGCUCUUUUCAAAAAAAUAAACCCAAAUGUAGAUAGGAAUGGACUUCCUGAGAUUCUCAACCUCUCCCAGGACUAGAGCCGAGAGAUGGAUGGAGAGACUGGUCAAAGAGGUUGUAGUUUCCCUCUGUCCACUCCCUUUCUAAAGCAAAAGUGCCCAUGAACUGCCUUCCUCUGCAAUGUCUAGGGCUACUGAGUUCCCCCAAACACAUCUGCCUUUUGGGUAUGGAAGCUUUUCCGGAUAGCCCCCCUGACCCUGUCAUUCCCUCCUACCUGACGCCCAAUAUCCCAGCUGACCAGUGGGGACCUCCCAGACACACAGCCAUUUAGUGGGUCAUAAGCGGCCACAAACUUUGUGCCAACCCCGUUUAAAAGAAACCAUGAAGACGCAAAUGCCAGCAGCUCGCACAGCCGCAGAGCAUCACGGGCCAAAAUCUUCUGAGAUGUCCAUGGGCGGACGAUGCAUUCUUUGGUCCCACCCUGAGAAUGAGAGGGGACUCUUGACCUCUACGUGGAGAACUUGAAUAUGCACAUCUCUGCCUUGUCUGAUGGGAGGAAGACGAAAGGUGCCAGGAAGUCUAUGUUUCUCCCCUCCCCUCGAAUUCAUGGUCAUUGAACUCCCAACCAUGGCUUCCUGGUGAAACCUUCCCCCGCCUUCCUCUCCCUCCUUUCCUGUUGAAGAGCAUCAAACAUUGCCACUCUAGAUUUCCAGGCAAGGACGAGGUUGUGGGUUGAGAUCAUUCUAGGGAGCUCCUCCACUGGACCCCUUUAAGAGAAACCAUUGUCUUCCUCCAGACUCAGUUGCGUCUGGAACCUCCAUUCUACAUUUGCUUCAUGGAGUCCAGGGUUCUUUUCUCACCCCUUACAGCAGUUACCUCGGCGUUUGCCCAGCAACUAAGUAUUCUAGUGGCCAGUGAGUGUAUAUUUAAGGGACCUCAUGUUGGAAGUGACCUCCAUGGAGAGCCUAGAACACCUGUGUCCAGGCAGCUCCCAUGUUUCAGAAGGAAGUGGUUACAGAGAAAGACGGCUGUUUAGUGGGACGUGCUUUCCCCCUGCAUCACCCCCUCCAGCUAUGUGAUCAUUUUAAGUCCUAAUUUGUAUCUUUCCCCAUGCAGCAAUGUGGAAAUAGUCAACACUGGAGGGCUUUUCCAGCCAACAGUCUCAUUAAGUGGCUCGCACAUUCCCAGAGAUUUCCCUUCCUUCAUUAGCUGCUGUGUUUACAUUUCUAGACGGGGAUGAGAUCAAGGGGCACUGGUCUGUACUGAACUCCUGAUGGGAUGUGGCCCUCUGUGUUUGAUCAGUGUGAUGACAUCCACCGGACAGUAUUUUAAUUGGGAGUAAGAAAUGUCCCUCACUCCAAACCUCGAAGGCCUGCAGAGCGAGAUUCUGGGCUAGGAAGAAAAACUCCAAUUCCUUCUUGAAAUUCACCAACCAACUUCACAGCAAUAGAACCGUCCUUUGGGACUUUACCUCUAAAGUCCCUCAUGUUGAAAACUUUUGGUUUUUAACCAUUAUUUCCCCAACACCGCUAAAAUGGGCCCGUUGCUCAGGGCUAUGAGAUGUACCCUUCUGCUUUCUUUAAGUUUUGGUCUUUGCUGACGCAGCAGUGAGGAUACUUAGAAAUCCCUCACGAACACGCUGGUGACUGGUUCACUUUGGGUUUAGCUAAGACAUAACUAACUUUUAUUUACCUCUCUGUCAAAAUGGGAGGUUGUCUCCAUGACUUCCCAGGAAUAUCCACCGGUUUUAUCUCCAGGCUUGAGCCCUCUUUGGAAGUUUGGCCUUCAUGUAGACUGGAAAAGGUUUCAGUCAUUUUGAAGGCAAUUUAGCUAUUUUCCUCUUCACCAAUACCUCCCUAUUUGGUGAUUCUUCUAGGAGCCUGCAAGCCAUAUUGAGAACGUGAAAUCACUUUCACCUGCAAGCUUUCUCUUUCCCUCUUUCUUCCAUCUUUUGGCAACAGCCAACUGCUGGGACCUGUUGGUCCCAAUGAGCAAGAGAUCUUUGUCCUCCAUUGUCUGCCAUCUAAACUCCGGGACUCUGGCCUGGGAGACCCCAUUGGGAAUCUUUAGCCUUGCAAUAACAUGGAUGUGAAUGUCCAAUUGGAACUCUGGUUUCCCAAGGAAUUCUCCUGAAACAGAAAUCUCAUGUCGAGGGCAUGGAAUUUGGUUUAUUUUGAGCCCAAGAGCCCGGGUUGUUAAUGGCCCAGUAAGACAGCCAUCAAUUUGGGAUGAUUUCUAAGCCCCAGAGUCCAAUGAUAUCUCCUUGUUUGUUUGUACCAAUCCCGCUCAUCCUUCGUGCGGUCUCCAUGAAUAUCAUCUUUCUGCUGCGUCAUUAGAGGGAGAGAGAAAAGAGGCCAAACUUUUGGACUCUGAAGUCCCUAAACCUAAUCAGUUGAGCAAAUGAUUCCAAGAAGGCCUGGAAAGAAACUAUCUGGAAGAAACCUCAGCCCUACAAACUGUAGCUGCUGGCUGCCUUAUCGAUUGAUGUUUUUAAUCUUUUAGAGGCUCUCUAGGGUUCCAGGACUGGUGCACAAUUAUAAAUAUGCAGAUCCUUAAGCGUGCAAUAGAUAACCCCAGAAACUCCCCGGUUGGGGCCCAGGGAGAGGAGGGAAAACAUGGCUAAAUUCGGACCUAAAUGUUUUCACCAAGAACUCAGGUCAAGUCUCUUUGGCCUCUUGGAUUUUGGGAAAUGGAUACCUAGUGAAAGUAAAGACAUGAAUAGAAUGACCCUCUCCACCCUGAAUACUUCCAGUGGCCCAGCCCAAGAAAGGCAAGCCUUUUAAAGCUUAGUUCUUUUUUCCAAUGUGUGAUUUGGGGGAGCAUGAAUAAGAUAUACCAAAUCCAUCUCUUAACUAUUUGGGGAUCAUCCCUUUAAAAAUUGGCCAAGCUUAAAUGGGAGGGGAGGGUGGGGUAAAGAGAAGUCACCCCAAAGUAUCUCAAUGUGCCUUUUUCUUUAUAGUCCGCAGCCAACAAUCCCCGUGGUGUGUGGCUGGACUAGAAUGUCAGGAGAACGGUAUUGUAGAGCGACUAGAAAUGAGUGGUCCAGGAGGGAACCAAGUGUAGCUUUCUGGUGUUCUCAGCAUGAAGACAGGGAUGGACCCACACCUCCAACCUUCCCUGGGCAGUGGGCAACUAUCCUUAAUUGGCUGGGAGCCAAUGGCUGUGGUGGGAUGAUGAAUGAGGUGGGUGGUCCUGUGCCAAGAAGGUGAUGCCCAAGUCUGAAUGGGACCAGUGCCCUGGGCAGGCAAACCCCAGAACCUGCCAAGUGGUUGUGGGGCUGUGUCCAUUGCUAAGUGAGGAGUCACUCCAUCCAAGAAGAAGAGACUGUGAACAAGUCCAUGUUGGACUCAAGACGUUGAUUUCUGAGCGUGGCUCUGGUGUUGACCUGUGGAGCAGGAGAUGAAGGCGGUUGGGGAUAAAUUCCAGCGCUAUACUCAGGAAAUGUAGUAGAGGAGACUUCUAGGAUGUUAAUUCUUAAAAGUAGAAAAAGGCCAGGGCUCCAAAGAGAUGCUCUCCCAUCUCCCCUCUCUUUCUCAUUCCCCAGCACACUUGGGAGAUCAUUUCUGGAAUGCACACUCCAAAUUCCUGGAAAUGGGAAUUAGUCCAGUUUCCUAUAAGGGGAGAUAGGGGUGGGGAGGAAGGAGGAAGAGAGAAGUGGUCCCUGAUCUCAGCAGACUGCUUUCCCUGCCAGCUGUGUCCCAGCAUAUUAAAUAGAGUUACUAUACAGAGCAUCUGUUUUUUUUUUAAAUAAAUCUCAUUCCAGAUAGCCUUAUAGUCCCUGUAAAUAUGGAGCACCCCAAAUUAAUAUAUUGUGUUAUAGAAAAUAUUUUGUACCACAUUUCUUUCCUAAGCAAUGCCACCUUCCUUGGUGUCACGUCCUUGUAUGAAUGCAACUCCAAGAAUGCUUUGUCAGGUUUUUAAAAUAUAUAUACAUAUAUAUAUAUAUUAUAUUUUCUAAUAUUUCUGCCGGUAUCAUUCCUCAGAGAUUUAGGCAGUGGCGGCAGACAGAAAUUGAGUUCUGCUAGAAAAAACAAUUCUAUUGUCCCAGCACCCUUGCUUUUUACCUUUGCCUUAUGGGCAAGCAGGCUAGCUCUGUGAACUCUGAACAAAUCUAAGCCAGAUCAUGGGCACUUUAGACAUCCUAGAAAGGACCCCCAGUCAGGUUAUAGAGAACACAUCAGUACACAAAGGCCUAUAUUUUUAAUGUCAGAUGAAAAGAGUGUAUCUUUACUUUGGGAUGCUAGCAAUUUUUUUCAGGAGCUCCUUUGCCCUACAAAGUAUCAGAUGUAAAGAAGUCCUUUUAUAUUUUACCACUGAAGAAUUUCCUAUUCGUAGAAAAAAAAAACUUUUGAAAAUGUGAUCCAGGACUGCAACAGAGAUGACCUAGAGAAAUGAUGGCCUCAUCCUGUGGCUCUUUGCAUGUAUAAACAAAUGUUGCAUUUGAACUAUGAACAUAGAAAAUAAAGCUUUGAAGCCAGUUGUAUGCAACGAA